Molecule: messenger RNA, 327 nt
Organism: Alternaria arborescens
Lineage: Eukaryota; Fungi; Ascomycota; Dothideomycetes; Pleosporales; Pleosporaceae
Exons: 1
Coding region: 1-327 (108 amino acids)
Source: RefSeq, a predicted model, not a curated record
AUGAACGAGAUGACAUCCGGGCGCAUUCAAGAUGGUUAUCCUGGACUUGCAAGACUGGUGGGACAAGAUCUGGAUGCAGAUGGAGGGUCAGGGAUGUUCAAGCAGUUCGCAGAGCUCAACAUGCGCAACCUGCUGUACAUGCAGGCUGAACUUCUGUGUCUAGAGCAAGAACUCGAGGCUAUCACAUACGCUGAUGAGAAUGGAAAUGACCCAACCACGAAGAAAUUUGCCAGAAACGUAGGGGAGAUGAGGAAAGCGUCCAACAGCUCGCAGUGGGACAAGAUCCUUGAGAUCAGAAAGAAGCUAAGGCAGUACAGUAUAAUCUGA